Danio rerio (zebrafish) is the source of this 699-nucleotide messenger RNA. The record is from RefSeq and is a predicted model, not a curated record. Lineage: Eukaryota; Metazoa; Chordata; Actinopteri; Cypriniformes; Danionidae.
AAGAAUAAGACUCCAGCAUUAGUUAGAAAAAUCCAAAAAUUGAGUUUGUAUUAGUAUUUUUAUGCAUUUGUCAACACAGUAAUAAAUAAAGAUUCUGUUUACUUGGUAUAAACAUCUUAAAUAUAUUCUUAAGCAGAGAAGUUGACAACUUAUUUGAACAGUCGCCAGUAAACGUGGCCUAACCCCCUUUCCAUCGCCCCCUUAAAGACACGUGACUUUAUAAAGGACCGCCUAUGAGUGUUUCAACAAGGUCCUAUAGAUGAUUGUAAAAGUCGCUUGGGCGUGCAUGUUGCCGUAUUACAACACUGCUUCCAGAAGUAAUCAUGUCUGGCAGAGGUAAAGGUGGUAAAGGGCUUGGAAAAGGAGGCGCUAAGCGUCACCGUAAAGUUCUGCGUGAUAACAUCCAGGGCAUCACCAAACCCGCUAUCCGUCGUCUCGCUCGCCGUGGUGGAGUCAAACGUAUCUCUGGUCUGAUCUACGAGGAAACUCGUGGUGUUCUCAAGGUGUUCCUGGAGAAUGUGAUCCGUGAUGCUGUUACGUACACUGAGCAUGCUAAGAGAAAGACCGUGACAGCCAUGGAUGUUGUCUACGCGCUGAAGAGACAGGGACGUACUCUGUACGGUUUCGGAGGUUAAAUUUCUGUCUGUCCAUCAUAAAACCAAAGGCUCUUCUAAGAGCCACCCACAUACUUACAAGAAG